Messenger RNA from Talaromyces atroroseus, 1623 nucleotides. RefSeq lists its product as hypothetical. Lineage: Eukaryota; Fungi; Ascomycota; Eurotiomycetes; Eurotiales; Trichocomaceae. Gene Ontology annotation, molecular function: carbohydrate:proton symporter activity. The coding region runs from base 1 to 1623 and encodes 540 amino acids. The transcript has 6 exons. Gene Ontology annotation, cellular component: membrane. The record is from RefSeq and is a predicted model, not a curated record. Gene Ontology annotation, biological process: carbohydrate transport; transmembrane transport.
AUGUAUCGAAUCACGAAUAUCUAUGGAUGCCAUGAUUACAAAGCGCUGGCUGCCUUUGGCACCAUUGGUGGCGCCCUGUUCGGAUUUGACGUUAGUUCCAUGAGCGCAUGGAUCGGCUCGGAGCAAUAUCUCGAUUACUUCAAUUACCCAGACUCGAAUUUGCAGGGAGGUAUCACUGCUUCCAUGUCCGCCGGAUCGUUUGCGGGUGCCAUCGCUGCGGGACCAAUAUCAGAUCGUUUGGGCAGACGAUAUGCCCUGAUGAUUGCUUCUUUAAUCUGGGUGGUUGGCGCUGCAAUCCAGUGCAGUACCCAUAGUGUGGGCCAGUUAAUCGCUGGUCGCGUAGUGAGCGGCCUUGCAGGUACUUUUUUCUACUCUUCGCUACUCAGUUGGCUUCGACUGAUCAUUCUCCGUAUAGUUGGCAUUACCUCGUCACAAGUCAUUGUCUACCUUGCCGAGCUCUCUCCAGCCCGGAUUAGAGGACGAAUAGUCGGCAUACAACAAUGGGCAAUCGAAUGGGGCAUACUGAUUAUGUAUUUAAUCGCGUACGGCUGCUCUGUGGGAGUAUCCGGUCCCUCUGCAUUCAGGAUUGCCUGGGGAAUUCAGGGUAUCCCCGGCCUUAUUUUGUUCGCAUCGUUGUUCUUCUUCCCCGAAUCACCGCGUUGGCUAGGAUCAAAAGAGCGGUGGGAGGAAUGUCUCGAUACCCUGGCCGCAAUUCAUGCGAAUGGUGAUCGCAGCGACCCUGUUGUUCAAGUGGAAUUCGAGGAAGUCAGGGAAGCUGCCCGUAUUGCCCAUGAGGCCAAGGACAUCUCCUUUCUUGCUCUAUUUGGCCCUCGCAUCUGGAAGCGAACUAUGUGUGGAAUGACAGUGCAGAUGUGGCAGCAACUUCUCGGUGGUAAUGUUGCCAUGUACUAUGUUGUCUACAUCUUUGAGAUGGCCGGGAUGUCUGGAAACACGACACUUUAUUCUUCGGCCAUUCAAUAUGUCAUUUUUCUCGUUACUACAGGCAUCAUGCUGCCCCGUGUCGACCGAAUCGGCCGCCGGCCACUAUUGAUGUUUGGCUCCGUUGCAUGUAUGAUAUGCCACUUUACAAUUGCAGGACUCAUGGCAAAUUAUGGCCACUGGGUCCCGGAAGUCGAUGGAAACAGCAUUCUUCGAUGGUCCAUUACCGGUCCACCGGCCAAGGGUGUCAUUGCUUUCUCGUACAUCUUCGUUGGUUUCUACGGUCUUACCUGGGCCCCAGGUGCAUGGAUCUAUGCCUCAGAGGUCUUCCCUCUCAAGUACCGAGCCAAAGGCGUGGGCCUCUCCGCGGCAGCGAAUUGGAUAUUCAACUUUGCGCUAGCAUAUUUCGUAACGCCUGCUUUUACAAACAUCCAAUGGAAGACGUAUAUCAUCUUUGGAAUAUUCUGCUUUGUGAUGACUUUCCAAAUUUUUUUCACAUAUCCAGAGACCGCGCAAAGAACACUGGAGGAGAUCGACCUUGUCUUCGACACGGAUGUGAAACCCUGGCGGACUGCUCAAAUCAAGGGCCUCUUUGAAGAGGAAAUCCAGCACCAUCGGGAGGAAAAAGCUACCGUUGAACAGAAGGAUUUUGCUGAUGCUGCUAGUCAUCAUGAAGAGGUGUAA